This is a messenger RNA of Sturnus vulgaris (Common starling), 1601 nucleotides long. The record is from RefSeq and is a predicted model, not a curated record. NCBI's taxonomy places the organism in Eukaryota, Metazoa, Chordata, Aves, Passeriformes, Sturnidae.
AGUCAGGCAUACAGCAGGAAUACAGCAACACAUAAAAGGAGCCAGAGACUCGGGAAAUCCGUCAGCUAAGGGGAGACAAGCUGCACUGAGGUUUAUCUCCAUGGAGAAAUCCACUGACAAGCCAAACAAGGAAAACAGAUCGUCAGCUCCUGGAGUACUGCAGGCUGAGGCAGACGGUCCCGCACCCGCGGCGGGAGGUGCUGCAGAAAUGAGCAGAGCAGGAUCCGUAACACAAAACUCAAAACACAAGAAGAGAGUGGGAUUCACUGAAGAGUGUACUGAAGAAAUGGAGAGACCUUCAGGAACAGAGAGAGACAGUCCUGCUGCCUCUGAACCAGCAGUUUUGGAACGAGACUCUCCAAACUCACAGCCGCUUGCUGUGCCAACGAACACAAACUCUCCUGAAAUGAGCACGUUGGAAAUGAACCACCAGUGCUCAGACACAGCCCCUCUGGAUAUGGACUGCAUGAUCUGCUUCAACAAGUACAGCAUCUACAGAGUCCCAAAGCUCCUGGACUGCCAGCACACCUUCUGCGCCGUCUGCCUCAAGCUGAUCCUCAGAAAAGAGGAGAACGUGUGGAUAAUCACCUGCCCUCUUUGCAGAAAACCCACCUUCGUGUCAGGAGGGCUCAUCCGCACGCUCCAGAACAAAGAAGACAUCCUGGAGCGCUUGGAGAACCUUGACUCCAACCCUGAGGUGUACAUCUGUGCCGUGGGGCUGGAUGGCAAUAGCUGGACUCAGAGCAGCCAAGACAUUUUAACCAGAGAGGAGAACAGCCCAACACACACCAGCCUGGCUGUGCAGAGACUCGUGCUGCUCCUGCUGCUGGGGGUGAUCCUCGCCAUGCUCAUCCUCCCAUUUAUGUACUCGGGGAGGGUGAAAUGGGUAAUUUGUCUCCUGCUUACUUUGGGGUUGCUCAUGUCUCUGAUGCUUUGUUGCGCUCCUAAAUUCCACUGCAGGUGCAAGAAAGACUCCCCCAGCCCCUGCGACAAGGAGAUCCACAUUGUUACGGUUGCCUGAAAGAACUGAUCUGCGAGUCCCAGAGAUCAGGGACUGGGCCAAAAUGCAGGCUGGGCACACCAGUGAGUUAUGGACUUAAAGCAAUCUCUCAGAGAAUAAAUUCAACAGUUGGCUGAGCUGGCUCAAGGCCAAGGCACAUUGUUGUUAAAUCUCAUUACUGCCAACAAAAUGAACUACUUAUAUGUUGAUAUUUAUGUGUUUUCCACACAAUUGGUAACCCAGACUAGUAAUUGUGUUGGUUUGCUUUUGCCGUUUUGUUCAUGUCUGUGUCCCCUCCUGAUCAGCCCUGCAGGAUGUUAUCUGGAACACCCUGGAGGUGAUGUCCUGCAAAACCCCACGGCUGCUGUUCCCACUCUCUGAACACACAAACACCGUUCCUUGGGACAGUGUGGGAAAAAGGCUGCUAAAUCAGGCAGUGGGGGUUUAGAAGAGAGUAGUUUUAGCCCAGAUCAUCACCUUAAUCCCUGGCAGGGAUGGGAAAGGGACUGGGGAAAGGGAUGUCAGUUGAAUGCCAUUUAAAGUUACACACAAAAUUGGAGAGGAAGAGGCAAAACCAACACUCCCAAUCUUGAGUCUGUGA